AUGUCGCGCCCCUCAGCCCUAACAUGCGUUAUCAUCGCGGGCAGUCUCUCUCUUUUCCUGGUCGUCUUUACAUUCUUCCAAGAGUCAUUAGAAGUUCCCUGGACAUAUGUACACAACAAAGCAGAAGAGUACAUCAACACAAACACUAACACAACAGCUAUAACAACUCCAACAUCUUCAUUACCAGCACAGCAAACGCAAACCAAUAUUCCCGUAUUAAACUGCAAAGAUCCUUACCGCGAACCUGGUUAUCUUUACAUCCCCGCCGACAUAAACGGCACCAACCAAUACAAAAAGACACAAUGGGUUCCCUUCUCCGAUAACCUGCUCGAAGCUGAAGCGCCCGAUUACGCUGUCUAUCCUGCGGCCGGCGAGGUCAUCUUUAACGCGACGGAACCGGAGCCUGAGUUUGUCAAGCACUCGUCCACACCGCGACAAUGGCUACCCGAGGCCAUCGCCGAGAGCGUCCGUCGAAAGAAGGCCAUCAACGCCAACGCCGACACCAACGUUGACGCCUACGCACCCAUGAAGAACGACGGCGACUUUGGCUGGCUCUGGGGUCGUCGCAUCAUUCUGUUCAGCGACUCUGUCGAUCGAUUCAUGAUGCAAUUCUUUUGCAGCGAGUUCAAGCACAACAUGAAGCAGCCCAAGGCUCACACCAUCGCCAGCUGCAGCAUCCCCGAGUUCAACCUGACGUUUGUCCACUGGCACUUUGCCGGUUCCAUGACGUACCGACCGGACUGGUGGUGGAUGGAUGACAUGGAGGAGAUUGCCUUUGAGGAGCGCUGGGACAAGUACUGGACCCCCAUGUACGACCAGGUUCGCGGUCCCAAGAAUAGGCCAGACUUGAUUCUCUGGCAGAACGGACUCUGGGAUCAGCGUGCUUUCUGGGAAGCUGGUGAAGCGAACCACGAGAAGGAUGUGUAUCCCAUGGGAUCGCGCGAGCGCCAGUUGGUCUGGCAAGAAGUGCGUUUCGCUGCCGCCCGUAUCCGUGACUUUGUCAAGCGUAUUUCCACCGAAUUUGGCGAUGCACCAACCAUGUUCCGCAGCAUGACUAUGCACCGUGAGAGCAACGCCAGGGAUGCAUCUAUCUACGACCUCGAGCGGUUAUCUCGUGCGAUCGCGGCCAAGGCCGGGCACGAAGUAUUCGAAUGGGGACGUCUCAUUUCCUCCCUUUCGAUGCUGUACAAGGAUCAGACGCAUCCUGGACGAGGCCCGGCGAGUUGGCUUUGGGGAAACAUGGUGCUUGAGUAUCUUGCCCGCGUGGGUGAAGCGGGAGAUGACAAGAGGAAACCCUACUUUGAUGGUUGGGAUAAGUGCCAUUCCGAGUUGGUAAGCUGGGGUGGACGAUAG
Fusarium graminearum PH-1 is the source of this 1353-nucleotide messenger RNA. RefSeq lists its product as uncharacterized. The record is from RefSeq and is a predicted model, not a curated record. The transcript has 2 exons. Bases 1 to 1353 code for a protein of 450 amino acids. NCBI's taxonomy places the organism in Eukaryota, Fungi, Ascomycota, Sordariomycetes, Hypocreales, Nectriaceae.